Salvia splendens (bonfire salvia) is the source of this 1563-nucleotide messenger RNA. RefSeq names its product pyruvate dehydrogenase (acetyl-transferring) kinase, mitochondrial. Gene Ontology annotation, biological process: protein phosphorylation; regulation of glucose metabolic process. The transcript has 6 exons. The coding region runs from base 161 to 1261 and encodes 366 amino acids. Lineage: Eukaryota; Viridiplantae; Streptophyta; Magnoliopsida; Lamiales; Lamiaceae. The record is from RefSeq and is a predicted model, not a curated record. Gene Ontology annotation, cellular component: mitochondrion. Gene Ontology annotation, molecular function: pyruvate dehydrogenase (acetyl-transferring) kinase activity.
AUAACUUCUCAACCGAAAGAACAUUUAAAUGCAUCACAUGUUUGUGAAAAGGCCAAAGGAAUGAAAAACAAGUUAGUAUUAUUAUUUGCAGAAAAAAUGAAAAAUUAGAAGAGAAACGAUAAAACAGAAGAAGAUAGAGGAGUGCGAGUGGGUAGAUUUGAUGGCGGCGAUGAUCAAGAAAGCGUCGAAGGAUCUCAUCGAAGAGGCUCGGAGAUGGGCUGCCAUGAAACAGAACGGCGUCAGCCUCCGUUACAUGACGGAAUUCGGCUCCCGCCCCACGCCCCGCAAUCUCCUCAUUUCUGCUCAAUUCCUCCACAAGGAGCUCCCAAUUCGCAUCGCCCGCCGCGCCGUCGAGCUCGAGUCCCUCCCCUACGGCCUCUCCCUCAAACCCGCCGUUUUGAAGGUAAGAGAUUGGUAUUUGGAGUCCUUCCGUGAUGUUAGAUCCAUUCCGGAAAUUAAGGAUAACAGCGAUGAGUUGGAUUUCACACAAAUGAUUAAGAUGGUUAAAGUCAGACACAACAAUGUGGUCCCUAUGAUGGCUUUGGGAGUGCAACAGUUGAAAAAAGAUCUGAAUCGUAAAAUUGGUGAUGAGGGUCUGGAUGAAAUCCAUCAAUUUCUGGAUCGGUUUUAUAUGUCUAGAAUUGGGAUCCGCAUGCUUAUUGGGCAGCAUGUCGCCUUGCAUGAUCCGGAUCCACCUCCUGAUUGUGUUGGAUAUAUACAUACAAAAAUGUCCCCGGUUGAGGUUGCAAGAAAUGCUAGUGAGGAUGCCCGUUCCAUUUGCUUGCGAGAAUAUGGCAGUGCCCCAGAUAUUAACAUCUAUGGAGACCCUAAGUUCACAUUUCCUUACGUUCCCACUCACUUGCAUCUGAUGGUGUUUGAGUUGGUAAAGAAUUCCUUGCGUGCUGUUCAAGAACAAUACAUGGACUCAGACAAGGUUGCACCUCCUGUGAGAAUAAUAGUUGCUGAUGGAUUGGAGGACGUAACAAUUAAGGUAUCGGAUGAAGGAGGUGGUAUAGCCAGAAGCGGUCUUUCAAAGAUUUUCACAUAUCUGUAUAGUACUGCAAAAAAUCCUCUCGAUGAGUCAGGCGUUGACCCUGAUACAGCAACAACUAUGGCAGGUUAUGGUUACGGUCUUCCUAUUAGCCGUUUGUACGCCAGGUACUUUGGAGGGGAUCUGCAAAUUAUCUCCAUGGAAGGAUAUGGGACCGAUGCUUACCUCCAUCUGUCGCGGUUGGGAGAUUCUCAAGAACCCCUUCCUUGAGCUCAAGUGGAUAAAUACCAUUCUUGAGAAUGAUAUAUAGAGACACAAGAUGAGUAUUCUUCUUGUAUGUGGUCUUUGUUGUUAUUUUUAGUGUAAUAAAAUAAAUGCAUGGGGUUGGGGCUUUGAAGAAACUUUAGCCUCUAUGCUUUCAACAAAAAGUCUAAUUUAUGGCCAAAUCUUUGGUUGGCUCCUCUGAAUAGAAUGGAGAUAUAUGUAUGUGUAAAUAACUGCUCCAGAUAAAAUAUUACUUAAGUUUGCAAAUGAAUAUUAAUAAGAGUUGCUAAUUUUUCAUUGGUUAAAAA